GUGUCGUCUGCUAUAUUACUUCCUGGUGUUUGUGUAGUUAGAUGUGUAACCUUUGCAUGCUGGUGUAGUAAAUGAUCCAUAAACAUAUGGUGGAAACAAACCAAGCAGCUUUUAAAUGGUUAAAAUAAUUACCAGAAUAUCGGAAGUUUUGAAGUGAUAAAGAUUGGUUGUCUCUAUCAUCAUUGUGGAUCUGUUUACUUCACAUGAAUAUUGACUGUAUAUUUCCUGGCUUUAGAAGUUAGAAUCAUAUAUAUGCCAUUUGCAAUUGGAUAUUAACCAUUUAAUUACCACACUUGGUGGUAUCACAUGAAGAAAUGUAAUUUGAAUGAAAUGACAUGGUAGAUAGUUUUGAUCUUCUCAGAAAAUCGCUUAAUGGAUAUAACUCUACAUAAAGGUGUUUAGUUAUUAUGCUACUGAGAUAGAGAGAACAGAAAUAACUAUAGCAAUGGCUCAUCAUGGUAAUACAAGACCUAUUGUUCUAUUACCCACUCCUAACUCUCAAAAUAAUGCACAAGCUCAUCCGAAUUUAACGCAUAAUCUUCAGCAAAAUACAAGACAACCGUUUCAGAAUUUUACACCUAAUCAUCAACAAAAUACUGGACAAUCAUUUCAGAAUUUUACACCUAAUCUUCAACAAAACACUGGACAGCCGUUUAAGAAUUUUACACCUAAUCUUCAACCAAAUACUGGACAACCGUUUCAGAAUUUUACACCUAAUUGUCAACAAAAUACUGGACAACCAUUUCAGAAUUUUACACCUAAUCUUCAACAAAAUACUGGAAAAUCCAAUCAGAAUUUCACACCAAAUUUUUCACCGAAUACUAACUUUAUUAAUCAUCCUAAUACGGUGAAUCCUAAUCCAGGAUUUGCACAGACAGUAAAUCCUAAGCCAGGAUUUGUACAGCCACCUUCUUAUAAUUUUGGACAACAUGGAGUUCAGAGUAUUAAUACAGGAAACCAGCAGUUUAACCCUCAGCAAAUGCAUCAGCAAGUAAGACCAAGUGGGAACCAGUUUAAUGUACAAGCUGCAAGAGCAAAUAUAAAUCAUAAUGUUAAUAAUUCAAGACAGCAACCUGUAGGUUUUAAUGCAGACCAGUUUGCAUUUGGCUCUAAUGCAGCAAAUCAUGGACAACAAUUUGCACAGAGCCCACAGUAUAAUAGAUUCAUAGCUUGUGAUAGACCCCAAACUAGACAUGUCAGUCCUCCUCAGACUCCAUUAACACAGUCAACGAUUAGACCGUCAGGACAAACAAAUCAGAGUUUAGGACUUUUACGACCUCCAUCACAACAUGGUGUAAACAACAACAAUAACAACGUCAAUAGAAAUGUAGGUAUUGGAAAUCAGUGUCACUCAGAUCAUAGUAAUGUCUCAAAAGGGGCAGGACAUGCUAAAGAAAAAAGGCCAACAGCUUUUCAUCACAAACCCCAAGUUGGAAUUCAGACAAAAAAUCCUCUCAUAUCUUUUAAUCAACAAAAAACAUCAUCUGUAGGACAAGGUUACAAAAGACGAAGUUUGUUAAGCACUCCUUCAGUAAACAAACUUGUUAAAAAUGUUACUAAAACUAAAUAUGGCAGAGUAACAAGGAGGGAUAUUCCAAUGAAACAGUCAUAUGGGGCACAUUCUAAAGGGCGAAAAAUAUCUCAUGGCUAUAUUCAAGGUGUUCAAAAUAAUGUGGCAAAGAUGACAUUGAAAUCUGAGCUUAAAAUUAACCAAAGAAGUGACACCUCAAAACAGAAACCAUUCGAGAUUAGAGAAGUUCAAAAGGUCAAGGAACAAGAAAAUGUGACAGAAAAAGGUCACUUUGAAGGUCAACAAGGAUUAGAUACCAGUAGCUCAUCAAUAGAAAUUGUUCCAAAGCUCAGUCAACUUCAAAUCUCUGAGGUCAAUAAAGAGAGAAAUGUUUCAUAUAGUUCAGUUAAUCCUAAAGUAAGCAGAGACAUGACAAAUCUCAUUCAGGUCAAAUUAGAUCAUGGCAGUGAAAAUAUAAAUUCUAAAUUACAUACAACACAACCUGAAGUAAAGCCUACUUUGGAUUCAAAAGAUGAAAUGAAACAUCACAUGGAAGUUCAGUCUAGUUAUGGGUCUAAAAAUUCAGAUGUCAAGGUCAAUAAAUCAAAUACUGACUUAUCCAGUGAUACACAGCUUGGAAGUUCAAAGGUCAAGGUCAAUAAAUCAAAUACUGACUUAUUCAGUGAUACACAGCUUAGAAGUUCAAAGGUCAAGGUCAAUAAAUCAAAUACUGACUUAUCCAGUGAUACACAGCUUGGAAGUUCAAAAGUCAAGUUGGAAAUAAUAAAAGAUGAUUUUAUACCUAGUGACAAAUCUCUCAAAAGUCCAGGUGUAAUGACUAUAGGUUCAGAGGCAAAAAAAAAUUAUGUCGCUAAAAAGUUUACAAUAGAGAAAACAAAUACAAAAAUAGAAAGAAAAACAGAAAAUUUAUUGAGUAAAACAAAGAUGAACAUCAAUGAGAAAUCAAUACAAUCUGGUUCUAAUUCACAAUUAGAUAUAACUGGUAGGAUACCUACUGCAACAUGUGUGGAAAAAAAUAAAUCAAAUGAUAAAAAGUCAACAGCUGUUUCUAAUGUUGCGCAAUCAAACCUUUCUGGUCAGACAUAUCAAAUCGCUAAAAGCAUUAAGGCUUUGAUAAAGCAGCUUGACAAGCAAAAUAAAGAUGUCAAAAACAAAAAGUUACCAUGUACAAGUGAGGAAAAUAUCUGUUCUGGUGAAAGUCAUAUAAGUAAGGGGUUAAGUGAUAAGAAAGAUAGAGUAAAAAAGGGGGGGAAAUACUUCCUUUCGAAAGCUAAAGGUGAAAAUACAAAAGCAAGAACUGCAAAAAGAAGAGAUGAUGAAACAACUGCUUUUGGUGGUAGUGAGAAUUCAAAUAAGGGAGAUAACAUUGAAAUUGGACAUAAUGAAAACAAAUUUACUGCUAAAUGCGUAGUAAAAUCCACAGGAGCACCCGCUGAAAGUGAACAAGUUGAUGUACCAGCAUGCAAAGCAACUCAUACAAAGGACAGCAUAAAGUUGCAAAAUAGUUCAGAAAUAAAAAUGUAUUCAAGGUCUGAAAAAAGUGAGACUUCUGUAAAGGAAGCUUGGGUGGAUAAAAAGUCACAUGAUUUGGUUGAAAUGUCUGGUGAUAGCGGUAAUGUAAUUGAAAAACAAAGCGAUACAGAGUCUAAAAGAAUUGUGGAAAAAAUGGAUUCUAAAAUAUUGUGGAAAAAAACACAACAAAGCUCAUUAAAGAAGGAAGUUGAAAAUAAACAUUUAAAAGGGGAUGUAUCAAUUGAUAAGUUGGAGAGUGGUGAUGUUUCAAGCCAUAUGAUAGAUGUGUCAAGUCAUCAGAUAGACAAUAAUAACACAGAAAGAGUUCCCAUUGAAGAAAAAACACUGAGUGAAAGUAAGAAAAAUAACAUAGCAUCUAUAAAAGUUGUGAAUGAGAUUGAGGUUAGUGGGGUCAUUGUAGGUCAAGAGAGUUCAUCAUUGGAUCAUGUAACUGACAUUGAAGUUUCUGUUGAUACAGACCCUGAUAUGUAUCCUAGAUUUAAUAACUGUGGCAACCCCUCACAAAGAGGGCGAUUAAAUCAGAACUACUACAAUGCAAGGCAAGAUGAGAGAUAUCGUCAAAGUUACGAAAAUCAAAGAGAUUUUCAAUAUCCAAGAGAAAGCUAUGACAGACGGGAUAUCCCCUUUAAUCAGCAUCCUAAUACUAAUAGAAAUCAUUAUGAGAAUUAUCAAAAAAAUUACCAAGGUGAUGACAGACGUUGCUAUGACGACUAUCAUGAACAAGAUAGUUUCACCCGCCCACCAAUACAUAAUCGUAGAUAUAAUGAAGGAGAAGUUUUUUCAAGUGAUCAUCGCCAAUAUGAAAAUACAAAUUUUAACAGAGGUAGAAGAAGGAAUCAAAGCCAGGGUAAUGUAGGUUUACCACAGCACGAAAGAGUUCAAAGGUCAUUCAGUUCAGAGGCAGCUGGAAAUCGACGAGAUUUCAAGAAAUCUGAUAGGUACAACAAUUCAGAAAAUUCCAAAGGACAAGAAACGUUGAGGAAUGAACCUAAUGAAAAUAGACAAAAUGAUGAUGGCAAGGGAGAUCAAUCAUGUCAAAAAGAAAGUACUGACAAAAAUAAUGUAAACAAUCAGAAUUUAUCUCCUAGGCCAGUUGUAAAUAAGAAUGCAGUUCCUUGUGUCUUUAGUCCAGGUAGUAAUAUUUACCAAAGUGACCAGUACUUUAGUGCCGCUGAUAAACUUCAAGACGGAGAGGGAAAGUCAAAUGUAAAAACUACUCCUAGUAAAAACUUGAAGAGACACAUGUCUGACAUAAUGGGAAAUCAUUCUGAGUCAAAAGGUGUACAAAAAGGGAAAUCUCCUGUAAGGAGACAAGAAAGUGCACCAGUAGGUGAUGGUAAAGAGAAAACACCAACUAAGAUGGACAAAAUGGACUUCUCUUCAAUAAAGAAGGCGCUUAAUGAAGUAAAAAGUGUAGAUGAUACAUGUAUGAAGGGCAAGGAGGAAAUAAAUCAAAACACAAGUGAAGAUCAAACUAACAAUUCACCAAUUCAAAAUAAAACAAUAGACAAUAAAAUGGAGAGUUCUCCUAUUGAAAGGAAAAGAAGUGUUGAUAUUGGGAAGGAAAAGAUCAGCUCAGUGCAGGAAGUAAUUCCAUCAUCACCAUUACAAAGGAAAAAUAGUAAAGAGAAAGUAUAUGGUGGUAAAGCACAAAGUUCUCCAAGAAGUCGUAACUCAAGCGGAGAUAGUCAGGGUAUGCUGUCACCAAAGACAGAUGUUAAACAGAGGUCAGCCUUUCAAGUAGUGUUGCAACGGGAAGAUCGUUCAUCUGAAACCAGUAAAAUGUCUCCCAAAGACAACCCGUCAUCCCCUCUUGACAGGAAGCGAAGUUCUAGUGGUGACUUAAAACAAUUUGGAAUCCAAAGUCCAGAUGUGAAAGUGAUUGAUAGUACAUAUAAUGCUAUCUCUGAGGAAGAAGGCUCCCUGUCAGGAAGUCCAGACAAAUCUGGAAUAAGUCUUAAGUCUGCUUUAUCAUAUCCAGAAUGGAAACGACUGAAAGCACAGAAAGAUCUAGAACUUCAGAAAGAGAGGGAAAAGAAUCGUAAAUGUAUUGAACUGGCCAAUACACCUGAGGAAUACAGGAAGUUGCUAAAAUUACAAGAAAAGAAAGCUAGAGAGAAAGAGAGAUCAAGGAAAAUAAGUGAAACAGAAACAGAAAAAAAAUAUGUAGAAAAUAAUGAGAAAGCAGUGAAUUCUGAUGAAGAGAUCGAGUCUAGUCAACUACCAACCUUACACAAUAGCCAGAACUCAUUCCAGGCCAUACAAGAUAACGUUGGGAGUGACGAAGAUAUAGAUUUAGAAGAAUCGGAUGAUGAUGAUUUGGAAGCCCCGUCAUUUUUGUUUUCCUUGGAAGAAGCCAGUAACAGACCAAUACCAAGAACACCAACCAAGAUCACACAUCUAGAUUCUCCCGGUCCCUGCAGCCCUGCACCUGAAGCAGACCUGACUGACAUAACAACUAAGACCCUUUUAUCCUCCAAGUUCUCCUUGGACCAGCUGGUGUCAGAGAAAGUCGACAAGUCUGAAGAUCAAAGAGAAUAUGAGGAAAUGCAUGCUAAACUAGAGGAAGGCCUGAAGAAAGGUGGAUUUGUGAAAGAUACAUUGGAAACAGUUGAGCCACAAGAGGAUGAGAUUUUACCAGAACAUGAAAAACAUUUACAAGAGUUCAAGAUAUUGGACAGUGUGAUAUCAGAAGUUCACCCUGGGGAUGUCAUAUUCCAACCAUUGCUACACCAGAGCAGAUUUACUGGGUCCCUGUCUCUACAGACCUGUGGUUAUACACCUGGUACAUCCUUCAUAGAUAAAUAUCUGUCUACCCUCCAGCCUAAGGAUUACAGUCUGUUACUGACCUCAAACAUUUUACAGAAUACAUUAGAGAGUGUUGCUUGCCAGGAAGCUGUUCUAAGAUGGCUGUUUCUGUUAAUGUCUGUACAUAGUAACCAGUUGGUAACACAGGGCUGUCAUAAGACUUUAUUGGAGCAUCUAAACAGACAGAUACAUUUUAAACAGUUACCACAGACAUGGAUACCAGCCAUACCGGAUGUUUUAUCUGUCUUCUGUAAUUAUGGUUGUGAAGUAAGCAGAUUACUACCAGAUAAUAUAGCUGACUCAACAGAAGAGUACAGUAGUCACAUUGUCCAUGAAGAACAAAAUGGAAUGAUUCCAAGGGGAGGAAACUCUAUUUGUAGGAAUCUACACCUUGUCCUCAAUAUCAUUGGACAGUGUUUACAUUCAAGACCAAGGUACAGUAGCAAACAACUGACAGAUCUACUCAUUAUUUUGUGUCAUGUAGCCAUGGACAAGUCACAUAAUAGUGAAGUGUUACCACAUGAAUUCCAAGUUUGUUUAAAAGGCAUUCUGAAAAGUUACAGUUCUAACUACUGGGAGUCUCAUUGUAAUGAACUUUGCCAUACACUGUUUAAAAUCACUGGCCAUCAUCAUAAUAGACAGUACUUGGCCCAGCUAUUACCUGAGGAUAAACGAGGGGCAUACCUACAGAGGAGAUUAGCCUACCUGUAUCUACAGGAUAUGUUUGAUGUGGGGAGAGAUACGGACAUUAAAGAUUAUAAGAUUAAAUGUCUUCAUGUAUAUCUGACAAAGCUACAAAAACUAGUUCCAACUGAUGUAUAUAAAUUAUCAAGUGCAAUAAGUUAUUUAGAUAUAGCUGUGGGAAACAGUGCAAUAAAAGUGGCAGAAAAGGACGAUUUACAGUACCUUUGUGACCAGUUGAAGAAGAUUUCUGGUGAUGUUAAAGACAGUGUUCAGAUGUUAGACAGAAGCUGGGUGAAAGAUAUGAUGGUACGGGUGUGCAGUAAAUGGACUCUUUAUCUAUUAACUGUAGGGAGUAAACAGAAAAGUAUGUUUGCUUACACUAAAAAGAAGACACCUGCAGUAUUUGAAAUCAAAACAGUGGAAGCCUCACAAGGUGAUAUAUCUAGUCAGUCAGAAGGAGAAGAAGAGUCAAAAGAGGUUCCAAAAGACAUUAUAGUGGACAACAGAACACCUAUCAUUACAGAUAUUCAAUGUAUUACGGAUGAAAAUUCAAACCAGAGUCAGUCAAAAACAUUUACUUUAGAUAAUGAAAACUGUGAAAAUGAAUUAGACAAGGAAGUUGAAAAAACUGUUAUUAUAAAAAAUGAAAAACCUGAUAUAAUACCGAUUUCUGAUUCACCAAUGGAAGUUGAUUUAACUGAAGACGAUUUACCAGAUUUAUUGGACCAUUCAUAACCCAUGGAACAUUCUUGUUAUGCUGAGUGCUCAUCAUUGUCUCCAUUUGUCAUUUCAUUGCUUAAAGAUAUAAUAAUUAUUGCUGAUCAAACUUUGCAUCUGACAUGUUAAUAAGCUAUAUUUCAAGUAUUCAAGUUCAAUUUCAAAUAGUUCCUUUUCCUAAUUUCCUUUCACGGUAGCAUUUAGUUUUGGAGUCAACAUUUUACUAUAUCUUUGAAAUUUUGAAAUUUAUAUCCUUACUUCAUUUAAUGAAU
Messenger RNA from Mytilus trossulus (common blue mussel), 7545 nucleotides. Its product is annotated as SMC5-SMC6 complex localization factor protein 2-like. Bases 446 to 7291 code for a protein of 2281 amino acids. NCBI's taxonomy places the organism in Eukaryota, Metazoa, Mollusca, Bivalvia, Mytilida, Mytilidae. The record is from RefSeq and is a predicted model, not a curated record. The transcript has 20 exons.